GUCACACUGGUGGGAUUUCGCGAAACUAGCCAUUUCGGGCAAAUCUCUCAGGCUGGCGGAUGGAUGGCGUCGCUUGUCGCCGAUUACGGUUCUUCGGCGUCGGAUUCGGAGGAAUCAUGCACCCAUGAAAGCGAAAGCUCGGACGAAGGAGCGAAAGAAUGCAGCGAUGAACAGUUUGCAGACAAGGCCGACCGACCGAGACUACCGGGGCCGUCCUUCCAGUCGGCCUCCAUUGGAUCCUCGUCCGUCUUCAACAACCCAUUUCGCGAGGAAGAGCAUGCACAGUCCACGGUGCUCGAGAGGCACGUCAAGAUGACCACGCCCGUCAGCCAGCAGACAAAGGUCAACGGGAAGCAGAUCUGCUGGAACUACAGGAAAGGGCGUUGCCGGUUCGGCCACAACUGCAAGUACCUACACGACAGUGAUGUCCUGGGAACGACCGCAGACACGGAGGAAAGCGCCCCAGUGCCCGAGCUUGAAGCGAUGGCGGCGGCGUCCGAGGGGAUGGUUUCCAACGAAACUUCCUCGCUCAAGCGAAAGAACAAACGACCGGGUCUUUCCGACAGCAUCCAGCUUUCCAAGAAAGCCAUGAAGUUUUACCACAAAACUUCAGGGAAGCCGAGACCUGGGACGCACGUAACUCACUGAUGUGGUCUAGUGCGUGAGAGUAGUAGCAGUCGAAAUGCCUUUGCAUAGCGGUUUUCAUUCACAUUUUCUGUUUUGUCAUUUUUCACGAGCAAAGAUUUGUACAGCCCCCCAAUCAUUUGGUAGCCAUCCAAGGUGUGCAUUAUGUGCUACUGCACAUCUUUUAGAAAAUAAAGAAAAAGCCUUAAAUAGUUUUUCUUGUGGCUCUAAAGACUACAACAGCUGGUACCUAUGAACCUGCAAACGAAGUAUAGUAAAGGUACCACUUCCUCCACAAUUUAGUAUACCCCCAACUGCCUUGACAAAUACUUCAGCAUUUCACUAGACUAUAAAUUAGUUUUUGUUCGCCUUUAUUCUUGCUCCUUUAUUUAUUAGUCGUGCCUUCGAUUCGUUGUAUGCUACAGAAAUUGUGAACAUUUUGAGUCGUGUCAUACAAUCUAAACUAGUAAUAAACAAGCUCCCUUUAGGCUCGUGUUAAGUUAAGCUUGACCUUUUUUGUGCCUUUGACACUGCACCAUGGUAAGCAAGUAGAUUAAACUUUACGGCACAAAUCAUAUCGGCAGCAAAUAAUGGCACUUGUUGCACUUACAAGUUGGAAGUGUAAACUAAUCGCCAACUAUGUACAAUAUUUUUAUACAAGGCACCUAAGCCAAGUAACCAGAUGCAGCUCAUGCUCUCUAUCUUGUUUCUCUUGCUGGCCUUUACAGACACUGCACAGAGAUGGAAUUUUGCUUCUAGCCUAGGCUGAAAGCGUAUUGUUGGGUUCCAUCCCUGUCACGUUUCAAUCUGGAUAAGCAUUUCCCCCGGCGUCUUUGGCACCAUGCUGACGUCAUCAUCCCGGUACGUGGGGUCUUUGACUCGACGCACAUAAAAGACCCCAGGCUAGCAGUGGUACCGCCCUGGCUAGAAAAGUCAGCAGACCUUUCGGCCGUCUAAACAGGAAUGUCUAAUUUGUCUUUAAUGCAUAGCACUUGCAGGGCCAUCUCUUAGGGUUUUUGUGUCUGCAUCUGGGAUAUAGCCGCGUUAGUGUCAUGUGAUGUAUCGUAAAUCCUCGCGUCCCAUUUUUGUGGGAAUGUGCGUGCAUAGUUGCAAAAUGAGUGCUAAGCGAGUGGGAGAAACCUAAAGGAAUGUGUAAUGCAUUUUAUAAAAAUAAACAUACUACAAAAAUGUUACCUCCCACAGAGUAAAUUUAAA
Molecule: messenger RNA, 1839 nt
Organism: Ixodes scapularis (black-legged tick)
Lineage: Eukaryota; Metazoa; Arthropoda; Arachnida; Ixodida; Ixodidae
Exons: 3
Coding region: 64-648 (194 amino acids)
Molecular function (GO): metal ion binding
Source: RefSeq, a predicted model, not a curated record